UCUUCUGCAUAUGCAAAACAAAUCAUCAUCUUUUCUCAUCUCUUCAUUCUCAGACACAUUUUAAGUUUUCCACACAAAUGGCCCCCCAACUUAGCUUCCCUUGUUUGCUACUUGCCCUUCUCUUCGCCUCUUGCAUUGCCGGCAUGGCCAACCCCACCUAUACUCACCGUUCUCGCGCCAUGGCCUUUGUCGAGGCACAGUGCCGAGCCACGCGUUAUCCUCAACUUUGCGUUCAAUGUCUUUCAGCAAACACGAACUCCACAACCAUACAAAACCCUCAACAGUUGGCACAAUUCGCGUUGACAGUGAGCUUAGCUAAGGCCCGGUACACAACGGCAUACGUGACUAAGGUGGCUGCGGAGCUGAAGCGAAAGAAGGCCAAGGAGUACCAAGUGGUGAAGGAUUGUCUAGAUCAAAUUAAUGAUAGCGUAGACCAGCUUAGCCAAUCGGUUAAAGAGCUUCAGCUGAUCAAUGAAGACGGGGAGGCUAAUUUCUACUGGCGGAUGAGCAAUGUUCAGACUUGGGUUAGCACUGCGCUCACCGACGCGGCAAGCUGCAUCGAGGGGUUCUCGGGACACGCCAUGGGCGGCAAAGUGAAGGCCACGGUCAGAGCCAGGGUCCUGAAUGUGGCACAAGUCACUAGCAAUGCUCUGGCCUUGUUUAAUAGGUUUGCAGCCAGACACAGGGCCACCUCCAAGCCUUGAGCCCAUGGUCCUUAAUUUGUUCAUCUAAGCAUUGUUUUUGUGAUGAAUCACUCUUGCUUUUUUCGUUGUUCUUUAUGUUGAUCAUCUGUUUAGAUAUAUGAUCGAUGGUUAAUUCAAUUUGUGAAUAUGAAGUUUUGUUGUCAAAGUACUGGAUUCAUAGAUGUACUCCAUCUCAAACAUAAUAAAGCUACACUUGACAUGAUGAA
This is a messenger RNA of Diospyros lotus (date-plum), 910 nucleotides long. Its product is annotated as pectinesterase inhibitor 9-like. The record is from RefSeq and is a predicted model, not a curated record. NCBI's taxonomy places the organism in Eukaryota, Viridiplantae, Streptophyta, Magnoliopsida, Ericales, Ebenaceae. Gene Ontology annotation, biological process: negative regulation of catalytic activity. Gene Ontology annotation, molecular function: enzyme inhibitor activity. Bases 78 to 704 code for a protein of 208 amino acids. The transcript has a single exon.